UGGCUUUUUAAAGAUACUCUUGGAUUUUUACUCACAAGCAUGGCGUCCAUGUGUGGUAGGCGGUUCAUCAAAAUGACAUCUAAGGAAAUGAAAAACAGCCUACAUUCAAAAUACAUGCAUGGCCCAUUUGAUUAGAAGUUGAGACUAUGUCCUUCUUUCUCGACCAAGGUAGGUACAAAGUUUCUCGUCUGUUUGCUGAGUGGUGUCGGAUUUGUGAACUUCCUGGCAAUACUGAUGUCGCUUAUACCCAUUAUAUCUCACAGUUACAACAAAGUGGGUUGCUUAAAGGGGAUGAUCUCAUGGAUCACUUUUUCCGAAUCCUCAUGGAAAUUUCUGUAGCAAAUUGUUUGGCCACUGACAUGAUUAAUCCAAGCUCAUUGUCCCUACAAAUGCCACAACAAGUCCAGCAUCUCUCAUUUGCUGUUAUUGAUAUGUAUGCAAAGCUUGUGGUUUUAGUUAUUAAGAUUUUGUCAGUGAUUGUGAGAGUUAUCCAAAAGGAUGCAGAAGAGAAGAAAGUUGUUUUUAGCCAAAGGGCAUAUUUCAAAUUGUUUCUGAACUGGCUUUUGGACCUUGGUUCCCUUGACCCUGUCCUUGAUAGUUCCAACUUUCAGGUUCACUUUCUGUACAAAGGCACUCUAAGGGUGCUCUUUGUACUGCUUCAUGAUUUUCCAGAGUUCCUUUGUGAUUAUCAUUUCAGCUUCUGUGAUGUGAUUCCACGCAGUUGCAUUCAAAUGCGGAAUGUUAUUCAAAGUGCAUUCCCAGGAAACAUGAGAUUGAUUUGCUGGCUGAAAUCAGCCAAUCACCGGGCAUUCUCUUUGAGGUUGAUGGUGCUCUGAAAGCAAAGCAGAUUAAGGCUGACAUUGAUGAGUAUCUCAAGUUAUCUUAAGUUGUCAUUAUUUUUCUCUACCUAACAUUGAGAAAUUCUCUUAUUUUCAUAUUUACAUAGCCAACCAUGCUAUACUAUUUUAUAAGUGCAUGUUGCCA
Messenger RNA from Magnolia sinica, 984 nucleotides. RefSeq lists its product as uncharacterized. Lineage: Eukaryota; Viridiplantae; Streptophyta; Magnoliopsida; Magnoliales; Magnoliaceae. The transcript has 6 exons. Gene Ontology annotation, molecular function: molecular adaptor activity. Bases 147 to 836 code for a protein of 229 amino acids. The record is from RefSeq and is a predicted model, not a curated record. Gene Ontology annotation, biological process: nuclear-transcribed mRNA catabolic process, deadenylation-dependent decay. Gene Ontology annotation, cellular component: CCR4-NOT core complex; P-body.